This is a messenger RNA of Toxotes jaculatrix (banded archerfish), 1940 nucleotides long. RefSeq names its product COBW domain containing (gene zng1a). Lineage: Eukaryota; Metazoa; Chordata; Actinopteri; Toxotidae. The record is from RefSeq and is a predicted model, not a curated record. Bases 131 to 1243 code for a protein of 370 amino acids. Gene Ontology annotation, cellular component: cytoplasm. The transcript has 16 exons.
CAACGGAGUCUUUACGGUGUAGCGCGCUGUCAGGACGCAAAGCUACAGUUGUGCAGGGGUUUGACAUUUUUGGUGAAAACUCUGAAUCUGCAUCUAGAAGAGGAUCGAUCCGAGAAACACUGUUUCAGGUAUGGAUGGCAUGGUGAUGGAGGAGGACGAUGAUUGUCCAGAGCUGGUGCCCAUUGAUGCUGAGCCUGGUCCUCCUGCAGAGCAGAUACCUGUCACCAUCAUCACUGGCUACCUCGGUGCUGGAAAGACCACACUUCUGAACUACAUAUUAACAGAACAACACAACAAGCGGAUCGCUGUCAUACUCAAUGAAUUCGGCGAAGGCAGUGCCCUGGAGAAGUCCCUUGCAGUGAGCCAGGCAGGAGAGCUGUAUGAGGAGUGGCUGGAACUGAGAAAUGGCUGCCUCUGCUGCUCUGUCAAGGACAAUGGUCUUAAAGCCAUUGAGAACCUGAUGGAGAAGAAAGGAAAGUUUGACUAUAUCCUCUUAGAAACCACGGGACUUGCUGAUCCAGGAGCUGUGGCCUCCAUGUUCUGGGUUGAUGCAGAGCUUGGCAGCGACAUCUAUUUGGAUGGCAUCGUCACCGUUAUUGAUGCAAAGUAUGGACUACAGCAACUAACAGAGGAAAAAGCAGAUGGACUCAUCAAUGAAGCAGUCAGACAGAUUGCUCUUGCUGAUCUGACUGUUAUCAACAAGACAGACUUGGUAAAUGAGGAGGAACUAAGCCAAGUCAGAGACACUGUCAGGUCGAUAAAUGGUCUUGUCAAGAUUCUAGAAAGCCAGAGAUCAAGGGUGGAUCUCUCUGAAGUUCUGGAUCUGCAUUCCUUUGACAGUAAAAAUGGAGCAAAUCUAGCAGAGAAGCUCCAGCUUGUGAAACCUGCAAUGCCUCAUCUUGACAAGAGUAUUUUAACUGUGACGUUUGAAGUGGCUGGAGAUCUCUCUGAGGACACAUUGAAUGUUUUCAUCCAGGAUCUCCUAUGGGAAAAGAUGUUCAAAAACAAAGAAGGGGAACCCAUGACCGUCAUCAGGUUAAAGGGCAUAGUAUCAUUGGCAGGCAAAGCCCACCAAGUGAUGCUGCAGGGGGUGCACGAGCUGUACGAGCUGAAUGAGACUCCACAGCUGUGGGAGGAGAACCUCCGGAUCAACCGACUGGUCUUCAUAGGUAGGAACUUGGACAAGGAUGUUCUGCAGGAACAGUUCAUUUCCACAGUGGUGCAGGGGGCAGAGAGAAAUUAGCUGGAAGCUCUUCUUUCCUCUUCACAUCAAAAACAGUUGAUUGUGGAGCAGAUGUGACUUUGGCCCUCUAUAAAUCUGGGACUGUGUUUCAGGUGUUCAUUCCUUUCCUAGGUAUGAGGAUGAGGUAUGAGGACGGCUAAGGUUACUGUAGUGAUCAAGACAGUAGUUUUAAAUUGUGAUAAUCUUUCACAACCAGCUUUAUAAGCUACAGUAUAUCACAAUGAAGAGUGUUAAUGUUGCUGUAGUGCCUGAGCUAAAUGCUGUGUGAUGUGCUUCUCAAGCUGUAAACUUACCAACCAUGGCCUCUAUAAAUAAAUCCCCCAAAAAAAGCUAAAAAUGUGGGCACACACAAAGAUAUCACAGAAAUCUAGAAAUUUGAUCAAAGCUAUUCAUUUUUAUUAGAACGGAUUUGUAAAAUCUGCAGUUUUUGAAGAUCAGAAGCCCAAAUAGUUUUGGACAUUUCAAAGAGAUUGCAAAGUGACACAUACUGUAUCAAGUCUGGUGCAAGACUGCACUUUGCCAAUGAAGCAGCCUGGCUUUUAUCCUCCUGUAUUUUUAAAUUAUUUAAAAUAAAGAGUUUUUUUUUCUGAACAUGUAAUUCUGUAACUGUUCCGAUAUACCUAAAGAAAAUGAUGUUUUUAAUCAUUUGUAAACAUGGUGUGUUCUUGGUGUGACAACUAGCAGACAAUCAACAUAA